This is a messenger RNA of Ictalurus furcatus (blue catfish), 1222 nucleotides long. RefSeq names its product relaxin 3b (gene rln3b). Gene Ontology annotation, cellular component: extracellular region. The transcript has 3 exons. Lineage: Eukaryota; Metazoa; Chordata; Actinopteri; Siluriformes; Ictaluridae. Bases 399 to 1040 code for a protein of 213 amino acids. Gene Ontology annotation, molecular function: hormone activity. The record is from RefSeq and is a predicted model, not a curated record.
GUAAUCAUUCAUCACGAUAUCGAUAUAUCGCCCGGACCCCCAGAACAUUCCCCCCAUGCCGAUUUUAUCCCUAAUUUAGUCUCGGCGGAUUCCCACCCAUCAGUCAGCUCUCCACUAUCAUACACCAGCUACCGACCAGGGAGGAUGAAGGCUAACACGUGGUUCCUCGGAAACACGUGAAGCCAGCCAACCAUAUCUUUUCGAACCGCCGCUCAAGCGAUGUCACAGGGUGGCGUAACACACUCGGAGGAAAGCGCUAUCCGCCCUCUUCCUCAUACAUAACCUCACAGAUGCCUGUGAUUGGAUAAUAUCGCUGUGAUUGACAGGGGGGAGAGAGAGUAUGCCCCGCCCACCUUGAGAGCACCACCAGUUUGACUCUCUUGAACUCCUGACCAUGAAUGGCUGUGGCCAGGGGAGGAAUAGGUCAUACUGGAGAGCUGAGGAACUAUAAAAGAGCUCUGAGGAUGCUGAGAAACCCAGCGUGGGACCUGAUACAAUUUCAUCUCAUCUUUGCUCAUCUUGCUAUCCAGUUCUCUCAUCCAGUUCUUGCCAUUUGUGCCGUCAUGUAUAAAGAGAUCGUGCUGACUCUGAGCCUGCUGGUGAUGCUGGCGUGCCAAGCUCAUGCCACCGAGGGUCACCCCAUCUACGGCGUGAAGCUGUGCGGGAGGGAAUUCAUCCGCGCCGUCAUCUUCACCUGUGGAGGCUCACGCUGGAGAAGAUCCGUGGGGAUGCCAGGAGAAACCGGUGAUUUCUCCAGCGACUUUCUCUCCACACACGAUGAUGAGGCCAGUGACAGCUGGAGCUCCCAACUCAUCCCUCACCUUUCUUACAAAGCUCAGGCUGACCCGGAGGGGGACGGCUUGGCCAGUGAGGGCCCGGAGAGCUUAGCGCUCAUCCGCCCGGCACGCUCACUCAUCUCGGACGAGGUCCUUGAGGCUCUGCGCACCUCCGACAGGAAAGGGAGGGACGUGGUGGUGGGCCUGUCCAACGCCUGCUGCAAGUGGGGCUGCAGCAAGAGCGAGAUCAGCUCCCUGUGCUAAAACAGACUCUUCCUUUCCGUCGCCAUUCCUCCAUGAGUGUCCAUCUCAGACUGCAGUGUUGAUGUCUCUAAUGUUCGCUGUUGGUGUGUUAGGUGGUCUAAUUUGAAUACAGCAGCUGGGGUGUAAUGUAUUAAAAUUUAUGCAAGUGUGGUGCGUCUGUGAAAGAAAAUAUUUCUCUGUGU